Molecule: messenger RNA, 2143 nt
Organism: Eutrema salsugineum
Lineage: Eukaryota; Viridiplantae; Streptophyta; Magnoliopsida; Brassicales; Brassicaceae
Product: protein UPSTREAM OF FLC
Exons: 6
Coding region: 276-1877 (533 amino acids)
Source: RefSeq, a predicted model, not a curated record
CAUUAAUCUCCAGUCCUGUCCCAAAAAAAAAAAAAUCUCAAUUCAUUGCAGAAACUCACCUCUCUCUCUCUCACUCACUCAUUGGUCAAAUUCUCUCGCUCGACUUCAUCGUUAAGCUUGUAAACUCUGUUUCCCCCCACCCCCCCCCCCCCCUCUUUUUCUCUUGUUUCCUCCAGAUUGAUAGAUCUGAUUCAAAUCGAGAAACGAAAACAGAGAAUGCCGGAAUUAGCCUAUUAGGGUUUACUUUCUUAUAUUGGGUCACGAGAAAGAAAAAAAUGGAAGCGAGGAUGAAGAAAUACAGAGAAGUAGUGAGUCCAGAGAGAGCAAAAGUCUGGACAGAGAAAUCACCAAAGUAUCAUCAGAAGAUCAAGAAAGUCCAAAUUGUUUAUUACCUCUCCAAGAAUCGUCAACUUGAGCAUCCUCAUUUCAUGGAAGUCUUGAUUUCUUCUCCAAACGGUUUAUACCUUAGAGAUGUUAUAGAUAGGCUUAAUGUUCUUAGAGGUAGAGGCAUGGCUUCAAUGUAUUCUUGGUCUAGUAAAAGAAGCUAUAGGAAUGGUUUUGUUUGGCAUGACUUAUCAGAAGAUGACUUAAUUCUACCAGCUCAUGGGAAUGAGUAUGUUCUUAAAGGUUCUGAGCUAUUUGAUGAAUCCAAUUCAGAUCAUUUUAGUCCAAUUGCGAAUUCAGCGACACAAAACAUGAAGCAGAUAGUUGUGGAGCCACCAUCAUCUAGAAGCAUGGAUGAUUCAUCUUCCUCUUCGAGUAUGAAUAAUGGGAAGGGGACUAAUAAGCAUUCUCAGGAAGACGACGAGCUUUCUCCUCCAGCUCUUCGCUCUGUUUCUUCCUCUGGUGUAUCUCCUGACUCUAGAGACGCCAAGAACUCAUCUUCUUGGUGUUUAGCUGAGUACAAAGUGUAUAAAAGCGAAGGACUCGCAGACGCUUCUACACAAACCGAUGAAACUAUUACCGGUUGCUCUAAACAGACCUUUAGCAGAGGUGUUUCAACUGAUGAUGAUGGCUCAUCAGAGCCUGAAACCAGCGAAAACAUUCUCGUGAGCGAGGCUUCGUGUGCAGGGAAAGAGAGUGAGAGUGCGGAAAUAUCAAGAAACUCUGUCUCUCCACCAUUUUCCAACAGCGCAAAGACAGAUACUUUGGAGUCUCUUAUAAGAGCUGAUGUUAGUAAGAUGAAUAGUUUCAGGAUUCUUGAACAAGAAGAUGUUAGAAUGCACGCUAAUCCGAGGCUUAAGGCCUCGAAUAUGCUGAUGCAGUUGAUAUCUUGUGGCUCAAUAUCAGUCAAGGACAACAACUUCGGCCUUGUACCCACUUAUAAACCGAAGUUUGGCCACUCGAAGUUUCCUUCCCCGUUUUUCUCCUCGUCGUUUAUGAUGCAAGAUCUUGAUCGUUUGUCUGAAACACCGAGCUUAAUGAGCCUGAGAUUAGAGGAGAAAGAGUAUUUUAGCGGGAGUUUGGUCGAGACCAAGCUGCAGAAGAAGGAUGCCUCAGUUGGGAAUACUUCUCUUAAGCGUUCUUCUUCCUACAAUGGUGACAGGGCAUCCAACCAAAUGGGUGUAGCAGAGAACGGAGAAUUAAAACCUGGUGGUUCGAAAUACAUUCCACGCUCGGGAAAGACGCAACAACCACGCAGCGAGUCCAUGAGAUCUCCUGUUUUAGACAAGGCAAGAGACUCAUCAAAAGAUACUGCCAAGAACGUGCCCAGCCCUUCUAAAACACCUGAUGUGUGCAGUAAAAGAAUAACAGAAUCUUUGAGGAAGCCUGAUUCUUUUAGAGAAGAUGAGGAGAAGGUGAUCAAGAUUGAUGAAAGGCUUGCUUCAGGAGCACGGGUUAUAAUCCAAUCAAAAGUGCCUUCAGCCAGUUCAUGAGGAACCCCUAAGCAAGCUUCGAAGGCGGUUUUUUGAAAAUAUUUGAAUGUGAAAAAGGUCCUUUUUUGUUUGUCUUGUGGCGGGCUUCUUUCUUUAUUUGAUUAUGUUGUGAUUGUAAAUCUGGAAAAGAUGGUAUGAAAAAGGGGGAACGAAAAAAGUGUUUCAUAGAAAGCCUAAAAAAGAUUCAGAGAGCACUUAAUGUUUGGUUAUUGGGCAGUGAAAAGAUGUAAGUAUGAUUUGAGAGAAAGAAAAUUUGGAAGGAGAAA